Molecule: messenger RNA, 1205 nt
Organism: Meloidogyne enterolobii
Lineage: Eukaryota; Metazoa; Nematoda; Chromadorea; Rhabditida; Meloidogynidae
Source: the annotation of a GenBank genome assembly
UUAUGUAUCCUCCACUAAAUAAUUUAAUAAAUGGAAAAAUUAUUACAAAUGGAAGGACAAACAAUAAUAAUUUAAUUUCAACAAAAUAUUUUUUAUGUUUAAUUUCUUUAACUUUUAUUUUUUGUGUUUAUUUUUUGAUACAAAUGUGGCCAAAUAACAAUUAUGAUAAUUACAAAAUUCUUUUUAAUAAAAAAUUAAUUAAUUCAAAUUUACCUUUUGAAAGAAAAGUAUUAAAAGAAUGUAUUGAAAAUGAUAAUAAUAGAAACGAUACAAAAUGGCCUACACUAUGUUGUGGGGAGGAAAUGGCAUAUUCAUUUAUUAUUCAAACAAACGACAAAUUAACUAAGACUAUGGUUAGCGGCGAAAGAUUUGAUUGUAAACAUUUGCAAUUAAUUGAUAAAUAUAAACUUACUGACAAAUACAAAAUUAAACAAGAAAUACCUUUGAAAAGGCCAGGAAGUAAAGGUUUUACGUUCGUUACUGCCUCGGAUAUCCCAUACUAUAAUCCAAUGAAAAAACUUUUAUAUAAUUUGAAAAAACAAUUUGGUUGUUCUCAAAAAAUUAUUGGUUAUGAUCUUGGGGGUGUCAGUGAAGAUAAAAACAAGAUGGAAGAAUUAAAUGCAGUUUGUGGACUAGAAUGGCGAAAAUUUAAUUGGAGCAUUAUGCCUGCGGAUCUUCGUUUUCCGCGUGUUUAUGCAUGGAAAUUUUAUAUUUUAGCAGAAAUAUAUACAGAAUAUGAUACUUUUACAUGGAUGGAUUCUGCUAUAGUACUCGAUGAUGGAAAUUCGUUGAACACAAUUUUUGAUGGCAUGGAAAAUUCGACAAUAUCUAAAGUUGUUUUCCCUGGGAGCGCAGAUCCUUCCCAUAGUGUACAAUUUGCAACAAACAUAAGGAUGUAUACGUUCAUCCCUUUGGUUUCAAACUUGAUUAAAAUUGAAAAUAAAUGGGAUGAAAGAAUGAUCGCCUCUGGUUUCAAUAUAAUGCAUAAAAGCGAGUAUACAAGACAACUGCUAAAAUGGGCUCUUCUUUGUGCAGCAACUAAACAAUGUAUUAAUCCUGAAGGUUCAAAACUAGGAUGUCCUAAAGCUUCUUCCAUUCCAUCAUGUCAUAGAUUUGAUCAAAGCCUUUAUGCUCUUCUUACUAUUAAUGGCGAGUAUCAACGUUAUGUUUUAGAUAAUGGUAGACAAUUUAUAAUACAUAUAUAG